Molecule: messenger RNA, 438 nt
Organism: Limulus polyphemus (Atlantic horseshoe crab)
Lineage: Eukaryota; Metazoa; Arthropoda; Merostomata; Xiphosura; Limulidae
Product: parathyroid hormone 2 receptor-like
Exons: 4
Biological process (GO): adenylate cyclase-modulating G protein-coupled receptor signaling pathway
Cellular component (GO): plasma membrane
Molecular function (GO): G protein-coupled peptide receptor activity; peptide hormone binding
Source: RefSeq, a predicted model, not a curated record
GUGGAGCUACCCGGGGAGGAACACUACUCCCGGAAAUACAUGGAUCAACAAGCGAGGCUGGAGGAGAAGAGGCUACAGUGUGAGGCAAAAAUAACUACCAACUUUCCUCGUGAUGAAGAGUUGUACUGCCCAAUGAUGUGGGAUGGCGCCAUCUGCUGGCCGUAUAUCCCAGCCGGGACCCUUUAUGAAAUCCCUUGUCCUGCCUAUGUGCAUGGAUUCAACACAGACGCUUUUGCAAGUAAACUUUGUACCAGCGACGGCACCUGGUGGAUUAAUAAAGACCGUAAUAAAACCUGGACGAACUAUUCUAUGUGUGUGACUCGUCACAUCGACCUUCAGGGAGAACCCGAAGAUUCAGAGAUCAACAUGUACAUUGAUGGAUUCUUCGAAUGUGAUAUGUUGUACAAAGUUACACUUUCAAGCAAUUUAGAAACAUGA